AUGGCUAUGAUAGAGGAAUUUGCCACCAAUAGUCGAGGGUGGUCGAAGGAGAGGCAUCAAACCAGGAGGGUUGCAGCAAUAGAGGCAGACGAGGAGAGCUCCUUUGCGAAGGAGUUAGCAGAGCUAAAGGUUAGGGUGAAUCAGAUGGACACAUCAAGGAGAGAAGAUCCGGUCCCACCGAAUUCCGUUAUUGCAGUCACCAAACCCAACGCUGAAGCCACUCCUACCGAGGAUGUCAACUAUGUGCAACAAGGAGGCGGCUCCAAUAGAUCUUUCAACAACAAUAAUUAUCGCUCUAACCAGGGGGGCGGAUUUAAUGUGAGUAAAGGUGGAAUGGUUGAGCCCGCAAAAAAGGAGGAGAGAUACGAGGCAGGGAUCAUGAGAAUCCAUGAAGUUCUAGUCCAAGAUAGAAGGACCAACGACACCAAGAUUAGAGUCGUGGAAGCAAGGUUGAACAACCUCGAGGCUGUAAUAAACACGAUCUCAACUACCGUCACCUCAAUCAAAACUCAGAUGGACCAAGUCCAACAAAAGAUAGAUGAGCACAAGAAGUCAGCAGCACGAGUGGCUGACAUCAACACAAAGUGGGUUGUGAAGCAUAAAACAGGGGCAGAAAGCAGCUCUGGGGCGCAAACUGGAGUCUGCCUGACGCCCAGCGGAACGCUGCAAGCCUCACAGCCGGCCGCUAUUGAGCCGGCAGAAGCACCCGCGACAAAAGAUGUUCUCGUGCGGCACAAUGAGAUUGUACUCCCUUUUCAGCCAAUGAGGACGUUUAAACUUGAAGAGCAAUUUGAGCACUUCUUGAAUAUGUUCUUCAAAGUGCAUAUUAAUAUUCUUCUUGUUGAAUCAUUGCUGGAAAUACCUAGGUAUACAAAACUACUUAGGGAGGCCGUGAUGCGAAAGAAGAAGCCUACUAAGGCAGAUCUUAAGCUACCUCUCCAUUGCAGUGGGAUCAUUCAACGAGAGAAGGCAAUAAAGCAGAGGGAUCCCGACCACUUCAUCAUCAGGUGUUCAAUCGGCCAAGGAAAGGUGGACAAAACACUCUGCGAUCUAGGAGCUAGCAUCAACAUCAUGCCACUCAAGUACUACGAAAAGCUCAACAUCGAACCCCUUAUGACUGCGGACUGCACGAUAAGGUUGGCCGAUACCAGUGUUGUUAGGGUCAUUGGGCGCUCCGGGUCGAUGAGGGGGAAAUCCGGGGCGCGGGGCGAGCGACCCACGAAUCGGGGCGCACUAUUAUGUUUAGUUACAACUUAA
Salvia hispanica is the source of this 1257-nucleotide messenger RNA. The record is from RefSeq and is a predicted model, not a curated record. Lineage: Eukaryota; Viridiplantae; Streptophyta; Magnoliopsida; Lamiales; Lamiaceae.